UCCGGGAUUUGAUUGGUGCCCUCUUUACAACACGUUUGCAAGGUCAGCCAAUCGUAUAUCUCAAACACAAUUCUAUGCCAAGUGUUGCUGGGUAUACAACAUAAAAACAACUGAAUUUAAAACCCACAUCAACUAGCAGCUUCAACGGCAGACACGGUGUCUGCAUAAUUUUUUUUUUAUUCGCACGCAUUUCCGCUGCUCCAAAUCCACUUUUUAAAACAAUGGCAACUGACUGCGAGGCAUGGCUGAACGCUAACCCCCUUGACGCAGACGAUCUGAGUGACUCUUUCCUAUCGGGCGAAGAGGAGAACGGCAUUAUCACCAAAAACAUCAAGAACGAAAUAAAUGGCAACUGGAUUUCAGCACCUAACAGUAUCCACGAGGCCCGUCUCAAAGCCAAAGCGAAGAGGAGGCUGAGGAAGACUUCUUCUAGAGACUCUGGGAGAGGGGACUCGUUUAGUGAGAACGGGGACCCCUCCCGGGGUACUAAUGGCACCGCACCCCCCACCAGCCCCAAGAGCAAACUGCUGGACAGGAAGUCUCGGGCAGGGAAGGGAAGAGGACUUCCAAAGAAAGGUGGGGCGGGGGGCAAAGGGGUGUGGGGCCCACCUGGAGAAGUGUACGAUCUGGAGGAGGUCGACGUCAAAGACCCCAACUAUGACGAAGCUCAGGAGAACUGUGUGUAUGAGACAGUGGUUCCUCCGCUGGAGGAGGGGGCCUUUGAGAAGACGCUCACUCCCAUCGUGCAGGAGUACUUUGAACACGGCGACACCAAUGAAGUAGCGGAGCUCCUGGGUGAACUCAACCUAGGCUCCAUGUCUAGCGGGGUUCCCAUGCUGGCUGUGAGCCUGGCCCUGGAGGCAAAGGCCAGCCACAGAGAGCUAACGUCCAGGCUGUUGACGGACCUGUGUGGCCGCGUGCUGAGCCGUAGCGACGUGGAGAGCUCAUUUGACAAGUUACUAAGGGAGCUGCCUGACCUGGUGUUGGACACACCUGGAGCCCCUCAGCUCGUCGGCCAAUUCAUUGCCCGGGCUGUCAAAGACCAGAUCCUGUCCAGGAGCUACUUGGACGGCUACAAGGGGAGAGUCGACUGUGUCCAUGCAAGGGCGGCCUUGGACCGGGCGGCGGUGCUGUUGAAGAUGGGUCUGGGCGGCCUGCGCAUCGACAACCUCUGGGGAACAGGCGGGGGUCAGAGACCUGUCACCCAGCUCGUCAGAGAGAUGACCCUGUUGCUGAAGGAGUAUCUUCUGUCUGGAGACAACAAGGAAGCAGAGAGGUGUCUGAGAGAACUGGAGGUGCCACACUUCCACCAUGAGUUUGUCUAUGAGGCCAUAGUCAUGGUCCUAGAAUCCAAAGGGGAGAAAACGUUCAAAAUGGUUCUGCAGCUGCUGAAGUUUCUGUGGGUGUCCUCCAUCAUCACUGUGGACCAAAUGAGAAGGGGAUACGAAAGAGUUUACAUGGACAUAGCUGAAAUCAACAUCGACGUCCCUCGUGCGUACUUCAUCUUGGAGCAGUUUGUCGACAAGAGUUUCAGUGCUGGCUUCAUCUGUGAAAAGCUGAGGGAUCUUUGUCCUAGUCGGGGCAGGAAGAGAUUUGUGAGCGAGGGGGACGGCGGUCGCUUCAAAUUGGAAAGCUACUGAGAAGCCAUUUUGUGCCAGAGAUGUUCCGCUAAACUGAAGCUACUUUUUUACUAUGAUCCAUAUGUCAGUUAUCGUUUUCCUUAACAGUGAAAGAAUGUACAUUUAAAAAAAAAAAAAUGCGUAAAAUCGCACUUUGUUCUUUAGUUGAGGAAAAGUUAGACGAUACACCCAUUUAAGGUGUUUGAGUAUACAUGUAUAAGCUAAAAACCCAGAAAGUGCCACACCUCAACGAGUCAUUCCAUGUUGUUUUUAUAUUUUCUCUUUCACUGCCACUCCUUUCUUGUUCUAGAUGAAAGUGUUUGUACAAGAAUUAAACUGGUUUGUGUAUAAAGCUUUUUAAUGAAAAGGGGGGACAGAUCGUUGGUUCGAAGCAACACCUUCCCUCACCAGCUGCUGUCUGUUUCUAGCCUGGUUUCAAGAUCUCUUUGUGCUGUUUUACACAACUUCUAUCAUAGGAAUUUGGGCAAGAUGGCACAAACCGAUCUGGGUACCAGACUAGUUUAUUUCUAUGCUGUGCUUGACUUUCUUUUUUUUUUUUUUAAUUACUCAAGGCAAUUAAUAAAAAAUAAAGUUAAGAUAUUGGGAACUAGUUUGCGAUCAUUUCACAACAAAAUGGUGUCCAGAAUGUUUAUUUUUAUAUUUGGGGAACACUGUUGUGAAAUCUACCAAGUCUUAAUUGCUCCCUGAUUGUCAAAAGUUCAAUAAAUUGCUAUACAAAAUGUU
This is a messenger RNA of Oncorhynchus kisutch (coho salmon), 2363 nucleotides long. RefSeq names its product programmed cell death 4b (gene pdcd4b). Bases 222 to 1640 code for a protein of 472 amino acids. The record is from RefSeq and is a predicted model, not a curated record. Lineage: Eukaryota; Metazoa; Chordata; Actinopteri; Salmoniformes; Salmonidae. Gene Ontology annotation, biological process: negative regulation of DNA-templated transcription. The transcript has 12 exons. Gene Ontology annotation, cellular component: cytosol; nucleus.